Messenger RNA from Quercus robur (English oak), 3299 nucleotides. RefSeq lists its product as uncharacterized. The transcript is spliced from 16 exons. The coding region runs from base 348 to 2957 and encodes 869 amino acids. NCBI's taxonomy places the organism in Eukaryota, Viridiplantae, Streptophyta, Magnoliopsida, Fagales, Fagaceae. The record is from RefSeq and is a predicted model, not a curated record.
CCCAUCAGGACGAUGAACUAAGCCCUAUAAAUGGCGGGAGCCUAGGCUGGGGUCGAAGUUUCUCACUCGCCCAAUCAUCUAUCUCUCUCUCUCUCUCUCUCACUCCAUAAUUUACAGUCCCAAACCUUUCUUCAAAACCCUCCAAAAUCCCAAAACCCUUUACACUACUCUCUCUCUCUCUCUCUAUCACCAAUCUCCACCACCGCCACAAAAGUCCCUCCAUCGUAAAUUUCUCCAAUUCUAGGGUUUCUUUUGGAGCUCCCCUUUUCGAAACCUAGGGUUUGUGUGUGGCGUGAGAGAGUGAGAGAGAGAGAGUUGGAGCAGUAUCGGAGCUUCGUUUGAUUCCAAUGGAGGUCUCGGCCGGAGUCGCCGCCUCCGCUUCUACGCGCGGUCCGUCUCUCUCGAUGCCUCCUCCUCCUCCUCCGUCGUCGUCCUCGUCGUCUUCUGCGGCUCGCAAGGAGUGGCGCGCCGUCUCGGAGCAUCGAAACGCUGGUGAAGAGGAGUUGGAGCGUUCGAAGUUAGGGCAAUUGGAUGAGAGAACUAUAUAUGAGGUGCAGCAGGGAAGAGAGCCACUUGAUGUUGGCUACUGUUCAAUCACAGUGGAUGGUGGCUUAAAUGAUGAACUUUUACCACAGAGACUUCAUAAUCUUGCUAGACAAAGAGAAGAGUUGCAACGGAUGGAGAUUGAAAUUAAAGCCCAGCUAAUUUCAAGAUCUGAGAUAGUGGAAUUGCAAACCACCUUUGAUGCUCGGAUCAAAGAGCAUGCUAAUGCCACUGCGAAGCUUCAAGAGCAACUCCGUGAAAGGGAGCAGGCUGUACAUGAGUUGGAAAGGAAGAUGGAAGAGAAAGAUAGGGAGCUGCAUGCAAUCAAAUUGGACAAUGAAGCGGCCUGGGCUAAAGACGACCUUCUUAGAGAACAAAAUAAAGAACUAGCAUCCUUCAGAGAGCGCGAUCAUUCUGAAGUUGAAAGAGCCCAACAUAUAAAACAGAUACACGAUCUUCAAGAACAUAUUCAAGAAAAAGAGAGACAACUUAUUGAGUUGCAGGAUCAGCAUAGGGCAGCUCAAGAAACCAUUCUUUAUAAAGAUGAACAGUUGAGGGAAGCCCAAGCUUGGAUUGCACGUGUCCAGGAGAUGGAUGUCUUACAAUCAAAUACAAACCAUUCAUUACAGGCUGAAUUGCGAGAACGAACUGAACAAUAUAACCAGCUGUGGCUUGGUUGUCAAAGACAGUUUGCAGAGAUGGAAAGACUUCAUAUGCAUACGAUACAACAGCUUCAAAUUGAGCUGGCUGAUGCACGAGAAAGGAGUGGAACAUAUAGUGACGAGUCACGUAUAUCCCAAACAAAUUCAAAGGAUGUAUCUCAGUUUGGACAAAGCAAUGGAAACCAGCUAGAUGCAAAUGGAGGAGGUGGCACAUCAGGUGGAAAUUCUGGGGUCCUUCCAAAUGGGAAUUCUGACAAUGUCUCAUCUUUUGCUUCAACUGGCAAUGCACCAGCCCAGCCCGAUCAUGUUCCUGGUGUUCCAAUUGCUCCAUCCUCUCUGCUUGGAAUGCCUACAUACCUUCCACCUGGACAAAUGACUGCUUUGCAUCCAUAUGUUAUGCAUCAACAAGGGGUUCCCCAUUCUUUGCCAUCACAUGUUACUCCAUCUCAUAUUGGGCAUUUUCACUCGAUACCUGCAAUGGGUUCCCUCCAACAGUGGCAGAACCAACAGGCUGCAUCAGAAGGUUCACAGAUAUCUGCGCAGAAUGAACUUCCACCAUCCCAAACUGAUCAAAACCUAUUGAGAUCAGAUGCAAACUACAACUAUGAAAUUUCUGUUAAUGGACAAGGUCUACGUCAAGACUAUCUGGAUGUUCAAAACAGCCAAGGGGCAAUGCCUGAUUCUGGAAUCUCGUCAUCCACUGUGGAAGCAGCACAGGUUCUUGAGUCAAUUGAUAGAGGUUACAUGGUUGUCCCCCAAUCUGAGCAGAGCCUGCAACAAAUUUCUUCUCAAUUUCGUGAUGCUUUAAGAUUGGAUACUCUUGAGCAGAGCAGUGAAAACAAGGAGCAGAAUGUUCUAUCGCCAACUAAUCAUGGGUUAGAAGGCCAAGUUUUCACUGCAGAACAACCAGCUUCUGCUGCCAACGCAUCAGCAUCUGAUACUUCAAGCCAUUCUAUUAAUCUCAGUGAAACUUCUGUAAACAAUGCCACUGGUGCAGCUUUGUCUGAAUCAUUUGUUUCAACCGGACAGGCAAAUACAUUGGCAAUGGGAAAGACUUCAGAGCCUGCUCUUCUUGAUGAAAGAUCACUGUUGGCUUGCAUAGUUCGCACAGUUCCUGCUGGUGGUCGAAUUCGAAUCAGUUCAACGCUUCCAAACAGGCUGGGCAAGAUGCUUGCACCUUUACACUGGCAUGAUUACAAAAGAAAAUAUGGAAAGCUUGAUGACUUUGUGGUUGGUCACCCUGAAUUUUUUGUGAUUGAGGGCGACUAUAUUCAGCUUCGAGAAGGAGCACAAGAAAUGAUAGCAGCUGAAGCAGCUGUUGCCAAAGUUGCUGCAGCUGCUGCGGCAUCCUCUCCUUACUCCUCAUUUUUGCCUUCUGUGGCUGUUACUCCAAUGGCGCAAUCUCACCGACUGAAGAAGGUUCCAUCUGUUGAUUCAAAAAGUGUGAAGACUGAUGAGCCAUCACAGUUCUCUGCGGUCCAGAAUCAGCAAUCAAAUGGUGUUUAUUUCGGUCUUCCUGGAGGUCUCACGAAUGUUAAAAUUUUGAGCAAAUCUAAAGAACCUCGAGAAAUGAAUGGCCCUGAAAAUAGGCAUGUGCAGUCGUUUUUGACAGUUGGGAAUGGAUCAAAUCUUGAUAGGUCAAGUUUGAGUGGUACCCAAAGCGUGGGCUCAGCUAAUGGGAGAGCUAACUUGAAUUUUGCUGGAAAACAGCAGGGAAGGAUGACUGGUGCUGCAUUUACUUCCAGAAGAUAGAGUAGACAUGGAAAUCAAGUAGAUAAAUCUCAUGACCAAGAGUACACACCACUCUGCAGAUUGAGAUGUUUUGGAUGGUUACCGGAUUUGUGGGCGAAUGAAUUAUCGCUGAUUAAAUUGUCGGCAUUCAUCUCAUAGAAUUCUCUGAUUGGAACUGUUAUUUAUUUAUUUUUAUUUUGCUUCCCUUUCAUUUCUCUUACCUUUGCUUUGCUGGGAAACAAAAUACUUUUGUGAGUGUUUAUUUUAUACUCAAAACCAAACUCUCUGCACCAGCAGUGAUACUCAUGCACACAAUUGCUGUGCAUCUGAUAUCUUAUACCCAAUUGGUUCGGUUUCCCUGCA